GGUGCAUCGGACUGGCCGGGCCAUGGAGGCGCGCGAGGACGACGCGUGGCCGCGGGCCAGCUCGGAGCUCAUCCUGCUGCCCGUCACGGGCCUGGAGUGCGUGGGGGACCGGCUGCUGGCGGGUGAGGGGCCAGAUGUCCUCAUCUACAGUUUGGAUUUGGGUGGACAUCUGCGGAUGAUGAAGAGAGUGCAGAACCUGCUUGGCCACUACCUUAUCCAUGGGUUCCGGGUGCGACCAGACCCCAAAGGAGACCUUGACGUGGAGGCCAUGGUGGCCGUGUUUGGAAGCAAGGGGCUCCGAAUUGUGAAAGUCAGCUGGGCAGAGGGCCGCUUCCGGGAGCUCUGGCGCUCGGGCCUGUGGAACAUGUCUGACUGGAUCUGGGAUGCACACUGGCUGGAGGGCAACAUAGCGUUGGCCCUGGGCCACAACUCGGUCGUGCUCUAUGACCCCGUGGUGGGCUGUGUCCAGCAGGAGGUGCACUGCACAGACAGGUGCACCUUAUCCUCAGCCUGCCUAAUUGGAAACUCCUGGAAGGAGCUGACCAUAGUAGCAGGUGCUGUUUCCAACCAGCUCCUGAUCUGGUACCCGGCAACGGGCACGACAGACAAACCAGUGGCCCCCGACCGACGGGUCAGCGGGCACGUCGGUGUCAUCUUCAGCAUGUCAUACCUGGAAAGCAAGGGCUUGCUGGCCACCGCUUCCGAAGACCGAAGUGUUCGCAUCUGGAAGGUGGGUGACCUGCGAGUGCCUGGGGGUCGGGUGCAGAACAUUGGGCACUGCUUUGGACACAGUGCCCGGGUGUGGCAAGUCAAGCUCUUAGAGAAUUACCUGAUCAGCGCAGGAGAAGACUGCGUCUGUCUGGUGUGGAGCCACGAAGGGGAGAUCCUCCAGGCCUUUCGGGGCCACCAGGGUCGUGGGAUCCGGGCCCUGGCUACACAUGAGAAACAGGCCUGGGUGAUCACGGGGGGCGAUGACUCGGGCAUCCGGCUGUGGCACCUGGUUGGGCGUGGCUGUCCUGGUUCGGGGGUUUCAUCUCUUGGCUUCAAGUCCGAAAGCCGGCCAGGAUUCCUCAAGGCUGUGACCCUGGCCGGUUCAUGGCGUCUGCUGGCAGUGACUGAUAUCGGGACUCUGUACCUCUAUGACCUGGAGGUCAAGUCCUGGGAGCAGCUUCUGGAGGAUAAGCGCUUUCAGUCCUACUGUCUGCUGGAGGCAGCCCCGGGUCCGGAAGGCUUCGGACUGUGCGCCAUGGCCAACGGGGAGGGUUGGAUCAAAGUCAUCCCCAUUAACACUCCAGCUGCAGCUGUGGAUAUCGCCCCGUUCAAUGGCAAGGUGCACAGCCUGAGCUGGGCCCUGCGUGGCUAUGAGGAGCUCCUGCUCUUGGCAUCGGGCCCUGGAGGGGUGGUGUCUUGCCUGGAGAUCUCAGCCGCGCCCUCUGGCAAGGCCAUAUUUGUCAAGGAGCGCUGCCGGUACCUGCUGCCUCCCAGCAAGCAGAGAUGGCACACCUGCAGCGCCUUCCUGCCCCCAGGCGACUUCCUGGUGUGCGGAGACCGUAGGGGCUCUGUGUUACUUUUCCCGUCCAGACCCAAUCUGCUCAAGGACAUGGGGCUCGGAGGAGGCGGCAGCGGUGGCGGAGGUAAGUUUAGCAAUGGCACUCCUCCGGCCCUCGGCUCUAGUAAGAGUAGCAGUGGCGGAAACUUGGAGGACAACUCGGAGGAGUGGGGCCCUGUGUCCACUCUUCCUUCUCUGCACGGGAAGCAGGGUGUGACCUCGGUCACCUGCCACGGGGGCUACGUGUACACUACAGGACGUGAUGGCGCCUACUACCAGCUCUUCGUGCGAAGUGGCCAGCUCCACCCGGUCCUCAGGCAGAAGUCCUGCCGAGGAAUGAACUGGGUAGCUGGCCUCCGCAUGAUGGCUGACGGGAGCACAGUCAUCCUGGGUUUCCAUGCCAAUGAGUUUGUGGUGUGGAGCCCCCGGUCGCACGAGAAACUGCACAUCAUCAACUGUGGCGGAGGGCAUCGCUCCUGGGCCUUUUCUGACACGGAGGCGGCCAUGGCCUUCGCAUUCCUCAAGGACGGAGAAGUCAUGCUGUACCGGGCUCUGGGGGGCUGCACCCGACCCCAUGUGAUCCUCCGGGAGAGUCUGCAUGGGCGUGAGAUCACUUGUGUGAAGCGUGUGGGUACCAUCGCUGUGGAGCCUGAACCUGGGGUGCCCAGCUUAGAGGACGCUGACUUCAUGGAAUCUGGCAAUGAAGGACCUGGCCUGACCGACAUUGUGAUCACGUGCAGCGAGGACACGACGGUGUGUGUCCUGGCUCUCCCCACCGCCACGGGUGCGGCUCACGCCCUGACGGCCGUGUGUAACCACAUCUCCUCUGUGCGUGCCCUGGCGGUGUGGGGCGUUAGCUCCCCGGGGGGCACUCAGGAUCCUCGGCCCGGGCUUACUGCGCAAGUGGUGUCUGCGGGGGGCCGAGCUGAGAUGCACUGCUUCAGCCUCAUGGUCACACCAGAUCCUUGCACACCCAGUCGCCUCGCUUGCCAUGUCAUGCAUCUCUCGUCCCAUCGGCUAGAUGAGUACUGGGAUCGGCAGCGCAGUCGGCAUCAGAUAGUCAAGGUUGAUCCCGAGACCAGGUACAUGUGCCUUGCCGUGUGUGAGACCAACAAGCCUGGUCUUGGCCCUCUCUUGGCUGCAGCCUGUAGUGAUGGUGCAGUGAGGCUCUUUCUUCUCCAGGACUCUGGGCGCCGGCUGCAGCUCCUGGCGGAAACCUUUCACCACAAACGCUGUGUCCUCAAGGUCCAUUCGUUCACUCAUGAGAUCCCCAACCAGCGCCGGAGGCUCUUCCUGUGUAGCGCCGCCACAGAUGGCAAUCUGGCCUUCUGGGACCUCACCACUGUGCUGGAUCACGGCUCCACCGCCCUGGAGGCUCCAGCAGAGCCUGGGCUACCCCUCCGGCUGCGUAACCCUUGCCUAACUGUUGAGGCUCACAGCUGUGGUGUCAACAGUCUGGACACCAUGCCCACAGAGGAGGGCCAUCUUGUGGCUAGUGGCAGUGAAGAUGGUUCUCUCCAUGUCUUCACGCUGGCUGUGGAAAUGCCAGAGCAGGGAGAGGCUGUUGGGGGUGCUGACGUGGCACCCCGGCUGCUUGUACGCGAGGAAUAUUCUGUGCCCUCUGCACAUGCUGCCCACGUCACGGGCCUGAAGAUCCUCAGUCCCAGCCUCAUGGUCUCGGCUUCGAUUGACCAGCGGCUGACCUUCUGGCGCCUGGGGCAGGGUGAGCCCAGCUUCAUGAACAGCGCCGUCUACCACGUACCAGAUGUGGCCGACAUGGACUGCUGGCCUGUGAGCCCGGAGUUUGGCCACCGCUGUGCUCUGGGUGGCCAAGGGCUCGAGAUUUACAACUGGUAUGAUUGAUGUGUUCGUAUUGGCUGGGAUACUGGGCAUCGGGUCUGCUUGCAGGAAAUGUAGCAGGACCAAGAGUACCCGAACCAUGUGCCUUCAGGUAAAGUGGCAGCAGCCAUAGGUUUCUGGCCUUAGAGCAGGCGCUAGAGGUGAGUGGAGAACUGCCUGUGCAGACCAAGGACAUGUCCCAUUCCCCAUAGCAAGACAGUUUUUUUUUAAAAAAGGCAAUUUAUUUGGGAUAGCAAAAACCUGUGGGUCCUUCUCCCCCUCCUAGUGGGUGACUUUGUGAACAUUCCCAGUUACAGGAUCCUCUGUGGCCUUAAAUAUGGCUUAGUGGAGGGAGGCCCAGCAUGGCCAGGCCAGUGUGGAGCACUUCACGCACAGCCUGCAAGAGUUGUAGACGAGCAAACAUUUGACCAAACAGGUGUGGUCGUGGCUCCUAGGAGAGAAGGGGCCUUACCCAUGCUGGUCUCCUCUGUCUCCCUGGCAUCCCCUGCAUCUCCCACACAGACCCUCCUCCGCUGUGCUGGCUUACCCCUAGGAUGUGUACACGAUUGUAGUAGGAGCUGAAAUCCAUGCUGAGUUGCACCAGGAAUUUGCACACCUAGAGACAGAGAGUCACUAGCCUGUUGGCUUUUGUGUCCCUGACCAAAAUAAAGACUAUUUAGUGCGUAGUGUC
Suncus etruscus (white-toothed pygmy shrew) is the source of this 4079-nucleotide messenger RNA. RefSeq names its product WD repeat domain 6 (gene WDR6). Gene Ontology annotation, cellular component: cytoplasm. The record is from RefSeq and is a predicted model, not a curated record. The transcript is spliced from 6 exons. The coding region runs from base 23 to 3412 and encodes 1129 amino acids. Gene Ontology annotation, molecular function: protein binding. Gene Ontology annotation, biological process: tRNA methylation. Lineage: Eukaryota; Metazoa; Chordata; Mammalia; Eulipotyphla; Soricidae.